ACACAGUGGCAAAGGCCCGCACGAGCCGAAAGUGUUGGAAACUUGAACGAUGAAACCCUAAACCCUAAAUCAACCCUUCUUCACCAUUUGCAGUGUGGUUGGUGUGAUUGCUACUACAUAACCAAACCCAAUUCGCAUGCCUGCAACUCCACCAAGCCACAAAGCAAGCAGCUCUACCAUCUUCGCAUUCACCCCUCGUCAGGUUCUGCUAAGAAACCAAACCAUGAAGCACGACGCUGACAAUGGAACCACCCUCACCUUGACACUGGAACAGAGGCUUCUUCUUCACCAAUCCAUUGCCCGUUACUUCGACCGACGUGGGUUAUCCAAAUCCCUCAAAAAAUUUCGUUCUGAAGCCAAAAUCGAGAAGGAUAAUGUGGAUGAGUCGUCAGUUGAUCUGGAAGAAUUGUUCCUCAAAUAUCUAGAAACAUGUAGCCAGGAUGUCAAGUCAAAUGUCAAUGACCAAAAGGAGCAAGUUGCAGGUGUGCCCUCCAAAAACAAGGAAGAGGGUAAAUCAAAGGAAAAGAAGAAAAAGAAAAGCAAGUUAGUCUCUGAAUCUCUUGCUGAUAAUGUGGGAGAUGACCAAUUGGAGUCACAGACUUUGGUUACAGAGAAUAAAGUUAAGGAUGAUGUACCUACAGAUGCCAAAGUUAUUAAUGGUGCUGAAUUAAAGAAAAAGUCCAAGCAUAAAAUUAAAAAGAAAGACAAAAGAAGUAGUGAAGGUGAUGCAGUAGAGCAGAAUGGUGAUCCUGAUGAAACUGCUUCAAAAAAAGAAGACUCUAAAGCCUCAAACAAAGAAGUGACACCCGAGGAGAAGAAAGAUUCUAAGAAAAGGAAAAGACAAAUUUCUGAAGAAAAUGGUCAACAAGUUGCUGAGAUAAAGGCAGAUGAAGAAACCAAACGCAGAAAAAUAGAGAAUUUGAAUGAAGGUAAGUUGCAGAAGACAUCUAACGAGCAAGCUAAUAAGGAAGCGAAUGGAUACCUUGAGAAUGCUACUGAGAAAUCUGGGCAGAGAUCUCAGAAGAAACAGCCCAAGGGAUCAAGUGAGCCAAAGCCCGCAUUUCAACGUGUACAAGUUGACAAGAUAGAAUUUCAUGAUGAGAGGCUUCAGGAUAACUCUUAUUGGGCAAAGGAUGGUGCUGAGAAUGGUUAUGGUGCAAAAGCACAAGAAAUUCUUGGCCAAGUUAGAGGAAGGGAUUUUCGUCAUGAGAAGACCAAGAAAAAACGUGGGACAUAUCGCGGAGGACCAAUUGAUCUACAAUCCCACUCAAUAAAGUUUAAUUAUUCUGAUGAUGAAUGACUGGAAACCAUAUAGAUUUUUUUGUCAAGGAAAAUUCAGUGUAAUGGUUGCUAUUGGCACUAUGCUACAGCAGGUUUUGCCAUUGAUAAUUUUGUUUAAUUAUGUUGUACUGAUAAAAUAACGUUCAUUUAGACAACAUUAUUUUGAUGGUUUUGCAAA
Lotus japonicus is the source of this 1459-nucleotide messenger RNA. RefSeq lists its product as uncharacterized. The transcript is spliced from 7 exons. Lineage: Eukaryota; Viridiplantae; Streptophyta; Magnoliopsida; Fabales; Fabaceae. Bases 137 to 1300 code for a protein of 387 amino acids. Gene Ontology annotation, molecular function: protein binding. The record is from RefSeq and is a predicted model, not a curated record.